AUGAAGAGCCACUGGCCUUUACCUUUGUUUCUUAUAACAUUCUCUUCUGCAUUUCCAAAAGACCUGAAGGUUGAGAAUGAGGAAGACAAGCAGCUGGCUCAGGCAUAUCUCAGCCAGUUCUACUCUCCUGAACUAGAAGGGAGUCAUCUCACUCAAAGCAAGAACAGAAGCCUCCUAGAUGGCAAGAUUCGGGAAAUGCAAGCAUUUUUUGGUUUGACAGUGACGGGGAAACUGGACUCAAGCACUCUUGAGAUCAUGCGGAUGCCCAGGUGCGGGGUACCCGACGUGGGGCAGUACGGCUACACCCUGCCUGGGUGGCGAAAACAUCACCUCACCUACAGAAUAGUGAACUACACUCCGGACAUGGCCCGCGCUGGUGUGGACGAGGCCAUCCACAGAGCUUUAGCGGUGUGGAGCAAGGUCACCCCUCUGACAUUCACCAAGGUCUCCCGGGGCACUGCAGACAUCAUGAUCGCCUUUAGGACUCGGGUCCAUGGCUGGUGUCCCCGGUACUUCGACGGCCCCUUGGGAGUCCUUGGCCAUGCCUUCCCUCCUGGUCUGGGUCUGGGUGGUGACACUCACUUCGAUGAGGAUGAAAAGUGGACGACCACAGAUGAGGCAGGCUUCAACUUGUUCCUUGUCGCUGCUCAUGAGUUUGGUCACUCAUUGGGGCUCUCUCACUCCAAUGAUCAAACAGCAUUGAUGUUCCCGAAUUAUGUCUCCCUGGACCCUAACAGAUAUCCACUUUCUCAGGAUGAUAUCGAUGGAAUCCAAUCCAUCUAUGGUCUACCUAAGGCAACCUCCAAGCCGAGGACACCAACUGUACCCCACGCCUGUGACCCUGAUCUGACCUUUGAUGCCAUUACUACCUUGCGCAGAGAAGUCAUGUUCUUUAAAGGCAGGCACUUAUGGAGGAUCUAUUACGAUAUUGCUGAUGUUGAAUUUGAACCAAUUGCUUCAUUAUGGCCAUUUUUGCCAGCUGAUCUGCACGCGGCAUAUGAGAACCCCAAAGAUAAGAUUCUGGUUUUUAAAGAUGAAAACUUCUGGAUGAUCAGUGAGUACGCUGUCCUGCCAGACUAUCCCAAAUCGAUCUACAGCCUUGGCUUUCCCAGACAUGUGAAAAAAAUCGAUGCGGCCGUCUGUGACCAAAACACAAAGAAAACCUACUUCUUUGUGGGCAUCUGGUGCUGGAGGUAUGAUGAGGUGACCCAAAGGAUGGACAGGGGGUACCCACAGAGAGUGGUGAAAUGCUUCCCAGGAAUCAGUCUCCGCAUCGAUGCUGCUUUCCAGCACAAAGAGUUCUUCUAUUUCUUCCGGGGAUUAAAGCAAUUUGAAUAUGACAUAAAGGCAAGAAAUAUCACCAGAGUGAUGAGAACCAAUUCUUGGUUCAAGUGCAAAGAACCAUUAAAUUCAUCAUUUGAGUUUGGAGUCAAAGAAAAAGCACAUUCAGGAGGCAUAAGGAUAUUGUGUCAUAAAACAAUAAGCUUUCUUAUUUUCAGUGUUGUUCAUCUGUUGAAACAAAUUUAUAGCUCUCAAUAA
Perognathus longimembris pacificus (Pacific pocket mouse) is the source of this 1539-nucleotide messenger RNA. It is a transcript of the gene Mmp27, whose product is annotated as matrix metallopeptidase 27. Gene Ontology annotation, molecular function: metalloendopeptidase activity; zinc ion binding. The transcript is spliced from 10 exons. The record is from RefSeq and is a predicted model, not a curated record. Bases 1 to 1539 code for a protein of 512 amino acids. NCBI's taxonomy places the organism in Eukaryota, Metazoa, Chordata, Mammalia, Rodentia, Heteromyidae. Gene Ontology annotation, cellular component: extracellular matrix. Gene Ontology annotation, biological process: proteolysis; extracellular matrix organization; collagen catabolic process.